AUGCGAUUAAAAGAUGAUGAACGACCAUUACUAUAUGAUAGAGUAAUCUCGACAAAAUUUUUGCCUGUUAUUGAUAUACCUAAUGCAGCUCGUGUAAAACUUAUUUUGUAUAAUGUAAAUGAUCGACCAAUUAUAUACAAAUUUAAAUGUGAAACAAAAGCAUUAAUUACAGCUGAACCACAUGCUUCUGGUACAAUACCAGCACACGGAUUUAAUUGUUGUUUACUAACAUGGCGACGAGCACCUGAAAUAAACAAUUGGAAAGAUAUGAAAUCAACUUCAUUGUUAAUGAUUACAGAAUUUGAAGGUUCUGAUGAUCCAAAUAUAAACGAGCAUACAGUUACAAGAAUUAAAUGUCGCAUAUCAUCAUCAGCAAUGUGUAAUAGUACGAAACCACCUGAAGAACAUAUUACCUUUAAAAGUUCUCUUGAUUCAGUGGUACCUCGAAGUUCAGGUGUAGAAUCGAGAAUAAUUGCUCCAAUUACAGGAUUAAAACAUUUAUCAAAUACAUCUCAAAUAUCAUCAAAAAAUCUUAUGACUGUAAAUAAGCGUCAACUAUCAUCGACCAGUAGUACUUCGGAACGUUCAACAGGAUUUUAUAUGGAAGCUAAGGGUACAAUUAUUAUUGCAUUAAUUAUUAAACUAUUGAAAAUUAUAAGUGAUAGACAGAUAUUGAAUACAUAUAUUGAUGAUGAAUCAAAUUUUGAUGAGGUAAUUGUUCCUGGAAAUGAAAUUGAGGAAAAAAAUGCAGCAAAUUUGAUAAAUAUUGCUUGUUAUGAUCAUGAUGGAGUACCAUUUCCAGGUUUUCUUUGUCCACUCAUUAAAAUUAUGGCUCAUGAAUAUGGAAAUUGGCGAAGUAAGAUAAUAGAAAAUUUAACUUGUGAAGAUUUAAUGGAUUUAAAUACCCAUCCAUGCAAUCAUAACAAUAGUUCGUGUGUUUUAAUGGCACUGCCAAAUAGUCAUCUCAUUUUGGGUUGUAUGGACGAUAGUACAGGAAAAUUUGUUGCACCACAAAAAUGGCUUGGAAAUAAUAAAAAAUAUGCGAAUUAUUUAUUUGAUUUUAGAGUUGAUAAUCCAUUACGUUUAUCACAACAUUGCAAGAAAUAUAAAGAUGGACGACCAGUAUGUCUAAGAAAUAAUUUAUUCUAUCGAAAAUUUCCUAUCCUUCAACAACUUACGUGUUGCUGUAAAGGAGAUUUUUGCGCCGAUAUACUUUUUGACCAGUCUGGUUUCAAUCCAUUACCAUUCUUACAUGUGUCAGUUGAUCUGAAAAGUUUGAUAAACAGCAAUGAUUAA
This is a messenger RNA of Brugia malayi, 1296 nucleotides long. RefSeq lists its product as uncharacterized. Bases 1 to 1296 code for a protein of 431 amino acids. The record is from RefSeq and is a predicted model, not a curated record. Lineage: Eukaryota; Metazoa; Nematoda; Chromadorea; Rhabditida; Onchocercidae. The transcript has 11 exons.